GCAACAACAACACAUGUGAAGAGACGCGAUGUUGUCCACGUUAAAAGAGAGAACCGGGGAGGUUCUGUUACCGGGAGACGAGUUCUCCUUUGAGACCGACGACAGCAUCUCUCUAACGGGCCCUGUUAGACCGGAGAAGGUGGUGUGUGGACCGGGUCUGAGGCGGAGCGGAGACCGGGUGCUGGUGUGUAAAAGCGGCGUCCUGCGACACAAACAGCCCCACAUGUUCUGGAUGGACUCGCAGCAGAGGAGGUAUGUCCCCGCUAAAGGUGAGACCAUCAUCGGCAUCGUGACGGUCAAAUCAGGAGACGUCUUCAAGGUGGACUUUGGAGGAAGUGAGCAGGCGUCUCUGUCCUACCUGGCUUUUGAGGGAUCCACCAAGAGGAACCGACCCAACGUCCAGGUGGGUGACCUGGUGUUCUCCCAGUUCCUCAUAGCCAAUAAGGACAUGGAGCCGGAGUUGGUGUGUGUGGACAGUUCAGGACGAGCCAAUGGGAUGGGAGUGUUUGGAGGAGGAGGUCUGGUCUUCACGGUCUCUCUGGGACUCGUCAGAAGACUGCUGACCCCCCACAGUGAGGUCCUGGCUGACCUGCAGCAGCUGUUUCCCUGUGAGCUGGUGGUCGGGAUCAACGGUCGUCUGUGGGUGAAGUCCUCCAGCGUUCAGCAGACGCUCGUCAUCUCCAACCUGCUCCAGAGCUGCGACGCCAUGACGGCCCAGCAGAGACGCCAGCUUUUCAGGAGGGUGGCACAGGGGCCGCUGUAGACCGCAUCGGACCACCUGCUGCACCUGUAGAUAAACCUGAACAGGCUGUAGACCGCAUCGGACCACCUGCUGCACUUGUAGAUAAACCUGAACCGGCAGUAGACCGCAUCGGAACUCAGGUACCUGGUUCCACUGAGGACAGCUUGUGUUCAGGUUCUGGUCUCGUAGACUUUGACUUUUCUCUCAGUAAAUUAAACUUCAAACCUCUCAGCUGGUUCACUUUCAUCAGAGGAGAUGAAGAUGAGUGUUCUUUCUUCAUAUUAAAGGAACAUUCCACAGUUUAA
Anarrhichthys ocellatus (wolf-eel) is the source of this 1047-nucleotide messenger RNA. It is a transcript of the gene exosc3, whose product is annotated as exosome component 3. Gene Ontology annotation, molecular function: RNA binding. Lineage: Eukaryota; Metazoa; Chordata; Actinopteri; Perciformes; Anarhichadidae. Gene Ontology annotation, cellular component: cytoplasmic exosome (RNase complex); nuclear exosome (RNase complex). The record is from RefSeq and is a predicted model, not a curated record. The coding region runs from base 29 to 763 and encodes 244 amino acids. Gene Ontology annotation, biological process: U4 snRNA 3'-end processing; exonucleolytic trimming to generate mature 3'-end of 5.8S rRNA from tricistronic rRNA transcript (SSU-rRNA, 5.8S rRNA, LSU-rRNA); nuclear polyadenylation-dependent rRNA catabolic process. The transcript is spliced from 4 exons.